AUGAAGGUCCUAUCACCCUUAGCUUCGAUAGCGCUCGCGCAGGGCACGCUCUGUGCAGCCCAAGGCUAUACCAAUGAAUCAGAGGUUCCUUACUAUGGCCUAAGUCCUGCCGUAUACCCCUCUCCGGUCGGAGAUGGGGCGACAAGCUCGGUCUGGGAGAGCGCCUAUCAGCGCGCGAAAGCCCUUGUCUCGCAACUAACCGUUGAGGAGAAAUCGAACCUCACCCGUGGGUUUGACGGUCAGUGUGUUGGAAAUACUGGUGCGAUCCCUCGGCUUUCCAUUCCUUCGCUUUGCUUCUCCGACGCACCGGACGGCAUUCGAGGGCAGGAAUUUGUCUCUGCCUUUCCGGCAGGCAUUCACGUGGCGGCAACAUGGGAUCGCUCUCUCAUGUACCGCUAUGGCCAUGCACUGGGCCAGGAGUAUCAGGGGAAGGGCAUCAAUGUCGCCUUAGGUCCCGUCGCGGGACCGCUGGGAAGACUAGCCAGAGGUGGACGCAAUUGGGAGGGACUCGGGGCGGAUCCUUAUCUUGCAGGCGGCGGGAUGGGACAUAUCACUAAAGGUAUCCAGGACGCUGGAGUGAUUGCCUCGGCGAAGCAUUGGCUGUUGAACGAAGAGGAAUGGAGAAGAAACCCGGGGGACAUGGGCGAAUCACUGAGCUCAAAUGCCGAUGACCGCACUAUUCACGAGUUAUAUGUUUUCCCUUUCAUGGAUUCUUUGAGGGAAGGUGUCGGAAGUGUUAUGUGUUCUUAUCAGCGUUUAAACCACAGCUACGGGUGUCAGAACUCGAAGCUGCUCAACGGUAUCCUGAAAACCGAACUUGGAUUUGAAGGAUUCGUGGUGAGCGACUGGGCAGCGCAGCAUUCUGGCGUUGCUUCGGCCAAUGCUGGCCUGGAUGUUGUUAUGCCAAACGGUGGCUUCUGGGGCCGCAAUCUGACUGAUGCUGUUGCAAAUGGCAGUAUCAGUAGCGAGAGGUUGGACGACAUGGCGACGCGAGUCCUGGCAACCUGGUUUUUCACUGGCCAGGACGAGGGCUUUCCUUCCCCCGGAGUUUAUUCGGAGUCGGAGAAGCACGACCCUAUUGAUGUUCAAGAGGACCAUGCGACAUUGAUCAGAGAAAUUGGUUCCGCUGGCACUGUUUUGGUUAAAAAUGUCAACAACGCACUGCCAUUCACGAAUGCAACCAGGUUCCUUAGUGUUUACGGCUACGACGCAACGGUUAGUGCAGCCCCAUGGGCGAAUCCCUCACGCUAUGGCGGCGGUUACGAAGUGAACUUCGGUUGGAGCACCUUCAACGGCACGCUCAUCACCGGUGGAGGCUCCGGAGGAAGCACUCCUCCCUACGUGGUGAGUCCCUUCCAGGCACUGCAGGAGCGAAUCUCGAGCAACAAAGGAACCCUUCGCUGGGAUUUCUACUCAGAGAACCCCUCCCCUGCAUACGUGAAUAGUGACGCUUGUCUCGUGUUCAUCAACGCGUAUGCGUCUGAGGCCUUCGACCGAACCAGCCUGACAGACGAGUUCAGUGACAAUCUGGUGCGCAAUGUUGCUGCCAAUUGUACCAACACCAUCGUUGUCAUUCAUUCAACCGGCAUCCGCACAGUCAAUGCAUGGAUCAAUCACCCCAAUGUGACCGCAGUUCUCUUUGCUGGUCUUCCCGGCCAAGAAAGUGGUCAUUCCCUUGUUGAUAUCCUGUACGGCGACGUUAGCCCGUCCGGAAGACUUCCCUUCACCGUCGCCAAGAACGAAUCCGACUACGGAAACCUGCUAAACUCGACUGUCUCGUUCGAUGCAUUCCCCGAAGUCAACUUCACCGAGGGCUUGUACAUCGACUACCGUGCGUUCGAUCGUGACGGCAUCGAACCGCAGUUCGAAUUCGGCUUUGGCUUGUCAUACACCACCUUCGAGUACUCUGACCUUGAGAUUGCGUCUACAGGAAAUAGUACUUCCCCUCUAGUGGACGCCAACACUCCUAUCGUCCAGGGCGGACAUCCACAGCUGUGGGAUGUAUUGUUCGAAGUCACCUGCUCCAUCACCAACACGGGUGAUGUGUCCGCGUCAGAGGUCGCCCAGCUCUACGUUGGUAUUCCAGACGCCCCCGUGCGACAGCUGCGCGGCUUCGAAAGAGUACCACUGGAACCGGGUGAGACGAAGCAAAUUUCCUUCCCAUUGACCAGGAGGGAUCUCAGUAUUUGGGACGUUGUAGCCCAGCAAUGGAGGCUUCAGCCCGCAAAAUACACAGCCUCUGUGGGAGCUAGCAGCAGGAUCCUGCACUUGAAUGGGACUAUUGAGAUUGCUUAG
Molecule: messenger RNA, 2295 nt
Organism: Aspergillus bombycis
Lineage: Eukaryota; Fungi; Ascomycota; Eurotiomycetes; Eurotiales; Aspergillaceae
Product: beta-glucosidase
Exons: 3
Coding region: 1-2295 (764 amino acids)
Biological process (GO): glucan catabolic process
Molecular function (GO): beta-glucosidase activity
Source: RefSeq, a predicted model, not a curated record